AUGGUACGAAAAUUGGUAGGGACGGCUGUAGAGGAAACGGAAGAAGUGAUAAAGCCGAGCGCUGUCGCGGGGACUCUGACCUUCGAAAAUGAUACCAUUUAUCCAGUUAUUAUCGUUGAUCACAAUGGAACGCGAACCUUGGAUCCUGGUCAGUCCCAAGACAACUACCUCGUCAACGACUUUAGCGUGGAUCUGACCUUGAAGCUACCAGACACUAAUAAGGCGAAGAAGAGUUUCCCUGCAAAAGAAUUUAAAGAGCGCACGCUUAAAAUGAGCAAGAUCUUCGCAGAUCACAUUAUGGAUUUGCAUCGUACCAAUGCUCCCGGCGCCGGAUCAGAAUUCAAACUAAAUCCAGGCUCUCAAGAAGAAGAAGAAGAAGAAGGAGAAAAAGAAGAAGAAACUGUUAACUUAUCACCGUCUUGUCCUUUCGAACACAAAUUUAAGAGCAAAACCCGAAAACGGAUAGUUAACAUCAGCAGUUUUUAUCGAUCGGGGCCUCUAACCAAAAAGUGCGGAAGCUUUGAAAUUGCAUCUAUCACAGUAGUCAGCUCGCUGUCAUGCCAGCCAGGAAGGGCCAAAAAUGUUUGGAACUUAUUGGUUACCUCAACAAAAAUCAAACACACUGAUCUUAGAAUCUUAAAAUGAACAUCAACUCGAGUGCGUGAACAAACAGUAAGUUAUUGAGACAUAAGUUUUCUCGUUGUCUGCGGUUGAUUCUUAGACAUACUGUGAAAAUCGAGGGUAAUUAAAUAGGAAUAAUUUGUCCAAAAUAAUCUCCCAAGCCUUUUUGAAAACCUUUUAAUGGCGCGGGUGACAAAUUACGUCACGACAAUUGUGAGUUUUUUAAUUGUUUAUCGUAAGAACUCACCACGCACUGAAGCAUGUACAGCAUAAAUGUUAGCAUAGCUAUGGAAUCCAAGUUAGCAUUUUGUAAAGUUGGACAAUUCAGUUCAUUUUCAGUGACUCAGUUUAAAGAGAAACUAACGAUUAAUGAUAGUUAAACAACAGUAAAUUGUUUCCGCAUUAGAGCUGCAGCACCGCUGAGAUUGUGUCCUUCCGGUCUUUACUUUUGCUUCAGUCAAAGUGUUUAUGUUGUGGUUCAAUUUUAUCCUUGGUUUAAUUUUUCUUUCCUUUUGUUUUUGGGUAUGGUAAUGUAUGAUAGUGAGUUUCUAACAAAAGAAAAUAAAAAUUGAACCAAGGGUAAAAUUGAACCACAACAUUUACAUCAGUUUCUUGUAGUGAUACCGACAAACCCGGCUAAAGGUAUCGCCGAGCAUAGACCGGACAAACCGGCUUUUGAUGCGUCGUCAUGACAGAGGCUACAUUUUAGCAGGAACAUGUAGUUGUUAUUAGACGGGAAGUUUUGAUCAUCUUUCAACCGAGACAAGGGAGCGGAUGUGACCACUCUAAACAAGUCAAAGUGCAUUUAAAGAGCCUUAUCCUAGGCUAGUAAUUUGUCAAGAAGCUGGACUCUGAUUGGUCGGCAAAACCAUUAAAUCAAAUGUACAUGCGAGUGCUAUAAGUGGAAACUAAUGUUUCAUAACAAAAACAUGGUUUUUUUUUCCGUGUUUAUAAACCAGCGUCAUCAAUUUAUGUAAUAACAUUGUUUGCAAAUUGACAGGUCCCUUGAUUGUCUUCAAGUACUAAAUGAUGUAUGUGUCUCAUGCAGGAUAAUCCUUGUAUGCUACUGUUUAUCUUGCUAAUAAAUGGAGGCCAGGUCAGAACCCACAAGUCUGCCGACAACUUGCCGAGAAGCUAGGUGCUUUUGACCAGACAUCACCAUAAAACUGGCUCAGGCUCCUUAAAUCUAUUCAGUAAGAGAAGGUAAAUUUGAUUGUUUACUGAUAUCAUUAAAGUAACGUUCUUUUCUGUUAAAACUGAGAGUUCAAAUGAGCCGAGUUGUAUCACUUUGUCCGCAAGUUGGCAACAGCAGUGUCACGGUCUUUUUGUUUUUCUUUUGCUCUUGAAUUGCUUUUGUUGUUAGACUGUUCACAGUACCCUAUUUUUCCGUGUGAUCGUCGAGAUCGAGCGCGUCUUACUGUUAAUGGCGGCCAUCUUGAUUUUAGAUGUACCGAGGGGGCGGGCGUCGGGGAUUAUAGCUCGCCUCCUCCCAAACCGUCCCCCGCCCCCUAAGUAGGAUUAGAUACUCUUCCCUAGCUUAGACUCGGUACGACUGAAAAUCAAGAUGGCCGCCAUUAUGGUAAGACGCGCUCGAUCUCGACGAUCUCACGGAAAAAUAGGGGACUGUGAACAGUCUAUUUUGUUGUCUAUUCUUCUCCCCUUUCUAACGUCCCUGCAACUUGUUACAUUCUUCUUCUUCUUUUUCUGACUGCUUCUUCGCCUUUGCUGUAUCUUUAAUUUCCUUUUCUAGCUUUUGUUGUUUGACUCUUCUUCUUCUUCUUCUUCUUCUUCUUCUGCUGCUGCUGCUGCUGCUUCUGGCCCGCUUCUUGACAAUCCUUUCCUUCCUUUUUUCUACCCGAGUUUUAUUGUAGUUUCCUUCUUGUUCCUUCUUCUUCAGUUUCUCUUAAUUAAUCGGUUCUUUUAUCGCUUGUCUUACUGUUCAUAUUCUCUAGCGAUUUAGAUUAAACCAGUAUCAUAGUUACCUUGAAUGUGCUUAUACCAGAACUUGCUAAAAUUAACUACCAUUCGCCGUUUAUGCUACCAUUUUAGAGUAUAAACUUAGUGGUCGGAUGAAAACAUGCAGUAUUUUAAUGGAGUCGGUCGGCGUCACUCGUUCGAGCUCGGUUUCAUAUUCUCAUUAAGAGAGAAUGAUCUCUUGAUUCUAUUUGAUAUUUUGAUGGCAAAAAUGAGCCCAUUUUUAUACCCAAAGUUUUGACACGAUUCAAGGGGUUUUAUAAAAAUACACUAGGUAAUAAUUAUGUACAUUAUUUCAGAGGAAAAGAGAUUUAAAACUGUUUCAAAUUCAGAUUUUCAAAUUAGGUCCUGAACACGGCGUUUCAGAACAGACCCUGGCGGGUUCAGAACUGGGGGCAUGCACCAGGACCCCAAUUAAUUAAUUUUUUAAUUUCAAAAACUUAUAAGGCGCAAAUAUCUAUAUAAAUAUAUUCAAAUGCGCACGACCCCAAGUAUACUCAGGUUUACGUGUUCCGAUAAGUAGCCCCCGUCAUGGGCAACUGUCAUCUACUAUGCAUGGUUCGCUGGUUAUGUAUUGGUAUCACAUGCUAGAUGACAGCGCACCGCAUUUGAAAUUAAACUUUUUACCUUCCUUGUUCAAUUCACGGCGUGUUGCAAUGUAUGAAAGCUCGCUGUAUCUUUCGGAUGUACAUAUGGGGUGAACAACAGGUUCUUUAUGAAAAUUUUUGCCCGUGCACGUCCCUAAAGGCCAGGACACCACAGCAUGUUACGUGGCCCUCUUUACUGAAAUGAAAGAAGCCGUAUAAUUCGCCUUUCAAGAAAAUAACGUUACCUUGCAUCAUGAACAACAAUCCUUCAGUGUUGAUAUCGAAAAUACUUUAUGGUGUAACUGAUCACACAGGAAUUCGAACACUGAGUGGAAUUAAAAUUUCCCGGCCCUCCACCACGCAUUUCUUAACACGCUAUCAAAAGUUUCUAAUAAUGAUUUCUUUAAAAAGUGAAUUUGUUAUGGUGAUACAACGAUUGGAUUGUUGUGUGUUAUCAUGGCUUUGCUGUACACUUCAAGACAGACACUCGCGGGAUCAGCUCUUGCUCUCGCCUAACAAUCAGUGCCAAUUUUUUUUCGUAGAUGUUUCAACUUCCCCAUUUUAUUUCAAUGGUACGAAAAUUGGUAGGGACGGCUGUAGAGGAAACGGAAGAAGUGAUAAAGCCGAGCGCUGUCGCGGGGACUCUGACCUUCGAAAAUGAUACCAUUUAUCCAGUUAUUAUCGUUGAUCACAAUGGAACGCGAACCUUGGAUCCUGGUCAGUCCCAAGACAACUACCUCGUCAACGACUUUAGCGUGGAUCUGACCUUGAAGCUACCAGACACUAAUAAGGCGAAGAAGAGUUUCCCUGCAAAAGAAUUUAAAGAGCGCACGCUUAAAAUGAGCAAGAUCUUCGCAGAUCACAUUAUGGAUUUGCAUCGUACCAAUGCUCCCGGCGCCGGAUCAGAAUUCAAACUAAAUCCAGGCUCUCAAGAAGAA
This is a messenger RNA of Porites evermanni, 4120 nucleotides long. The record is from the annotation of a GenBank genome assembly. Lineage: Eukaryota; Metazoa; Cnidaria; Anthozoa; Scleractinia; Poritidae.